GUUGAUAUUAACAAUUGUAGUUAAAAACAAUUAAAACAUUGAUACACUAAGACUAUUGUCGUUUCAGGUUCUCCCACUACAAUGCAGUCACCUACAACAACGUCUACAACAACAUACACAACGUCUACAGCAACGUCUACAACAACGCCCACAACAACGGCAACAACAACGCCCACAACAACGCCGACAACAGCGCCUACAACAACGUUUACAACAAUUCCUACAACAACGUCUACAACAACGCCGACAACAACGCAAGCUCUUACAACAACAACAACACAAGCUUCCACCACCACAACGACAAUACAAGAUACUGCGACAACACCAGUUUCAACAACAACUUCUACAACCACUCAAAUCCCUUCAACAACAACAACAACGCAAGUUUCCACCACCACCAUUGCAACAACAACACAAUUUCCCACCACCACACCAACAACGCAAACUCCCACAUCAAGCAUACCAGCUUCAACAACAACAUCAGCUGCAACAACAGCAUCGGAAACAACUCCAGUCCCUUUAACAACAACAACAUCGCAGGUACCUACCUCCAUUACAACAACGCAAACUCCUACAACAACACCUGAAAUUCCUUUAACAACAACGACAAGGAAAGUUCCUACAACAACAACGCAAGCUGACACCACCACAACAAUAACACAAUUUCCUACAACAAUAACGCAAGCUCCAACAACAACAUCUCCUACAACAACGUUCAUAUCGACACAGGCUUCUUGGACAACAACGACAACACAGGCUCCAUCAACAGCCCCAACACCAACUUCGACAAAAGCGGCAACCACUGGACGAAGUAUAAUAAAGACAAGUUCAUCAGUUUUUCGUCAGAAACUUUACAUAAUGCCUUGUUUCUGUAAUACAAAUAAAUCUUUUACGAACAUGACGCAGGAAGAAAUCAUUGCGAAGUUAAUAGCCGACAUUAAAAUUGAUUCGAGAGAAACAGCAUCUGCGCGUAAUAAACUUAUUAGCAAAAUGGACGACAGGCAUUCAUCUAGAAUGGUAGGUUUAAUAGGAAUUUUAAUUCUUGUUAUUGCAUUUGGGGGUCUUUUUAUUUUGGACCUUCUUGGCUUUCUAAGGUUCAUUUUACUGUCGUGCCGAAAUGGAAAGAACGACAGAGAUACCAAAGAAGACAAGUUUAUAGAAUAUUAAUAUGUAUAUAUGAACAUUCUGUGUUUACCGUAUUUUUUGCAUGAAUGAUCAUCGGCCUAAUUGGCCAAUUUACAGUGCAA
Messenger RNA from Mercenaria mercenaria, 1247 nucleotides. RefSeq lists its product as uncharacterized. The record is from RefSeq and is a predicted model, not a curated record. The transcript has a single exon. NCBI's taxonomy places the organism in Eukaryota, Metazoa, Mollusca, Bivalvia, Venerida, Veneridae. The coding region runs from base 82 to 1167 and encodes 361 amino acids.